Molecule: messenger RNA, 4051 nt
Organism: Eublepharis macularius
Lineage: Eukaryota; Metazoa; Chordata; Lepidosauria; Squamata; Eublepharidae
Product: chitotriosidase-1-like
Exons: 21
Coding region: 6-2603 (865 amino acids)
Biological process (GO): chitin catabolic process; carbohydrate metabolic process
Cellular component (GO): extracellular region
Molecular function (GO): chitin binding; chitinase activity
Source: RefSeq, a predicted model, not a curated record
UGGGGAUGUUUCUGAAUUGCUUUGCUGGAUUUCAUCCUUCUAGAUAUGCUGCUGUACAAUACACGCCAUGUCUUGCAGCAGGUUUAGCCAUCUUGGUGAUUCUUCACUGCAGCUCAGCUCUCAAACUGGUUUGCUACUUUACCAACUGGGCUCAAUACAGGCCAGAAAGAGGACGAUUCCUCCCCCAGGACAUUGAUCCCAACCUGUGCACUCAUCUCAUUUAUGCCUUUGCUGGAAUGGAUGAGAACAAGAUCAAAACAGUGGAAUGGAAUGAUGAGAAACUAUACCAGGAUUUCAAUAAACUCAAAGAGAGGAAUCCAAGACUGAAGACUCUUUUAGCCAUUGGUGGAUGGAAUUUUGGUUCUGCAAAGUUCUCAGCCAUGGUGGCUACUCCUGCCAAUCGCCGGACAUUUAUUCUCUCUGUGGUUUCAUUCCUGCGAAAGCAUGAUUUCAAUGGCCUAGACCUAGAUUGGGAAUACCCUGGACACAGAGGCAGCCCUGCAGAGGAUAAAGAACGCUUCACUUCUUUGGUUCAGGAAAUGGCUGAAGAAUUCCGGGCCGAAACCCAGCGGACGAGAAAGGAAAGGCUGCUGCUGACUGCUGCUGUGGCCGCUGGGAAGACCACCAGCAAGACUGCCUAUGACAUUGCCAAGAUCUCACAGUGUCUGGAUUUUAUUAACCUCAUGACAUAUGAUUUUCAUGGAUCUUGGGAAAUGGUGACAGGCCAUGUCAGCCCCCUAUACCCUGACACUGAUGCUGCUGUACAAUAUUGGAGAAGCCAGGGUGCACCCCCUGAAAAGAUGAUCAUGGGAAUACCAGCGUAUGCAAGAACCUUCACCCUUUCUUCUUCCUCACAGACUGGACCUAAUGCACCAGCCUCAGGGCCUGGAACACCUGGUACUUUCACAAGAGAGGCUGGAUUCUUGGCUUAUUAUGAGGUCUGUAUUUUUAAACAAGGUGCCACCACAAAACUGAUUUCAGAGCAGAAGGUUUCAUAUUCUUUCAAGGGAAACCAGUGGGCAGGGUAUGAUGAUGUGGACAGUAUAAAAAAUAAGGUCAACUAUUUGAAGCAGAAUAACCUGGGAGGUGGCAUGGUUUGGGCCAUGGAUCUGGAUGACUUCAGCAACGCUUUCUGCAACCAAGGAGCGUACCCACUUCUGCAGACUCUGAAGAGAGAGCUGGGUUUCAAAGAUGGGCCAGCGAAUCCCAUACCUCCUACCCAAGAUGAACCUCUAAGACCUGAUCAGUCACAACCUGUUCCACCUACAGCAAACACAUUUUGUCGUGACAAAGCAGAUGGAACCUAUGCUAACUUGCAGGAUCCUAUGACAUAUUACCACUGUGCGCACGGCAAUGCCUUCAUCCAGCCUUGUGGAGCAAACCUAAUAUUCAAUGAUAAAUGCAAAUGUUGUGAUUGGAAACCACUUGGGACCAAGAUGGGUCAAGCAUCCAUAUGGGCAGGUUUAGUUGCACUGAUAUUUCUUCAGAGUGUUUCUAGCUAUAAACUGAUUUGUUACUUCACCAUCUGGUCCCAGUACCGAGAACCUGGUGGGCGUUUUGUUCCUGAUACCGAUACCAUUGACGCCAACCUCUGCACCCACAUCAUUUAUGCUUUUUCCAAUCUAAGUGGCAACCAGAUAACUCAUGCCGAAUGGAAUGAUGAGACUACUUAUGAAACCCUCAACCGACUAAAAACCAUAAAUCCUCAAUUGAAGACCCUUCUCUCUAUUGGUGGAUCUGGUGAAGGCUCCAAACGCUUGAGCAACAUAGCUGCAUCUCCUAGCAAACGCUCAGAAUUUGUGUACUCAGUGGUGAAAUACCUUCAGAGAUAUAAUUUUGAUGGCUUUGAUCUUGACUGGAUUUCUCCAGAAGAAAGAGAUAAAAGGCAUUUGGUUGACCUAGUUAAGGACCUGUCUAUACAAUUCAGUAGAGAAGCAGCUAAGAAUCCAAGCAAUAAAAAACUCAUACUGAGUGUUGCAGUACAAGCUGGGAGGGAAUCCAUUGAUAAAGGCUAUGACGUAAGGGAAAUCUCUAAGGCUGCAGACUUCAUUAAUUUCCUAUCCUUUGAUUUUCAUGGUUCCUGGAAUGAUGAAACUGGCCAUGGAAGCCCUCUGUACAAGGGCAAAAAUGACUAUGGAUCUUCAUCCUAUUAUAAUGUUGACUACUCUGUCAAAUAUUUGAAGUCAAAAGGUGUCCCUAAUGAGAAGAUUAUGAUGGGCAUCCCAACCUAUGGACGAACUUUCACACUUUCAUCCAGACAGACGGGGGUUGGGGCCCCAGUCUCUGGUACCGGAACGCCUGGACCAUUCACAAAGGAACAUGGGAUAAUGUCAUAUUAUGAGAUCUGUGUGUUUAAUAAUGGUGCCAAGAAGGAACAAAUUGAAGAGCAGGCAGUCCCCUACUCUUACAAAGGAAACCAGUGGGUAGGAUAUGAAGAUGUAAUAAGUGUUCGGGCCAAGGUUCAAUAUAUGAAGGAAAAUAAUUUGGGAGGUAUCAUGAUCUGGUCACUUGACUCAGAUGAUUUUUCAGGUUCUCAUUGUCACCAAGGAAAAUAUCCACUAGUUGGGGCUGUAAAAGAAGAGCUGAAUAAAAAGCCAGCUUAACCACAGCAUAAUAUACCAAGAAAACCUUGAAGGUAACAUGAAGCAUCUGAUCUCCUUCACUGGUCAGCUUAAAAUCACCACCUCUUUUCAUACGAACUACUCCAUGUUCUUUUUUCCCAAAUCUUUGGUUGCAAUAUUCCUUGUAAUUUUCCCCUCAUUUUGGAACCAUGAGAAGAGAGUGUCUCUUUGCUUUUCUUUCUAUACAUUUUUUCCACUGUGCAAUCCUAGGUAGAGCUACUCCUUUCUAAACCCAUUGACUUCUAUGGGAUUAGAAGGGUGCAGCUCUGCUUAGGACUGCACCGUUAGACACUGCAUAGGGAAAAAUCAAUUAAGAUAAAUCCUAACUUUUUUGGCUAGUUGACUUUGAUGAGAGUAGUAGUAGUUAAUGCCAAAACUGAUCAGGAAGCACUUAUGACAAAUACUUCCAGAACAUAGCAGAUGCUCUCACAUUUGAAGAAGGAAUGGAAAGCCUUAUGGUACAUGGCAUCUAGCAAUUGGUGAUUCAAUUCAACAUCCCAUACAGCAGGCUAUUUUUCACCUACUUCAUUCAGGCUUCUAAUGCCCCAAUUGAAGAACUUGUGCUAGAAGGACAAGUUUACACUCUUUGUCCUGGUCCAUACAUAUGUAGUGUUGUAUAUUGAAGGGGGUAAUCUCCACACUGGGGCUGAAGUAUUUUCAUACAAUCCAGCAACACCAGUCUCAGAUGCAUUUUACUGUUUGAACAAAACUCAGAUGCAUCUUACUAUUUGAACAAAGCUCAUACAAGCUCAUAUCAAUAGUGUACUGUAAUAUUCCAUCCCAGCACAAUGGAUGUCAGAUGCUUUGAUGCAGGAAACUAGCAGUGCUACUUUUCAUAUCUUUUUCAUCUCAGAGAAUGUGGAUAAGAUGUGCUACCAUUCUUGUUCAUGUGCCUCAAUGAGAGUAGCAUCUUCAGUUGAAAAGUAUCAUUAGCAUCACUGAAAAGUAGCUAUCUCCACAUCUUCUCUUGCUCACUAAGAUAACCUAUUUUCUUACUUUGGCCCCUCCCCAAGGCUUGGAACUCCCCUUCCUUCCAAGGAUUUCUCCUUUUUCAUUUUCAUCAUUGUACAAAUUCCUCCUCAAAACUGUUUUAUCUCCUUCCCUUAACCCAUAAAAUAACUAUGCAAAGAGUAGGGGCAAUUGCAGUCCUAAUGUAUGGUUUAUUUCUUGCAUCUUCUCAAUUUCCCCUUCUUGUCUAGCAUUAGACUGUAAGUUUUCUUGGGCUUUUCUCUUGAUUUAUCCUUCUUCAGCCUCAAGCUUAACCUGCUGUGCCACUGGAUGUGUUCUAGAUUAUGUAAAGAAGCUUUUUCACAUUAACAAAUAACACUGGAAAGAAGACCUGUUCUCUGUUUGUUAAUCAAAUGCAAAUGGGUUAUGCAUGUCCAGCUCUGUAUUCAGCAGUUCAUUAAAUGGCAAAAGCAGUUUUUUUA